Messenger RNA from Betta splendens (Siamese fighting fish), 2275 nucleotides. It is a transcript of the gene atp6ap1a, whose product is annotated as ATPase H+ transporting accessory protein 1a. Lineage: Eukaryota; Metazoa; Chordata; Actinopteri; Anabantiformes; Osphronemidae. Gene Ontology annotation, cellular component: proton-transporting V-type ATPase complex. The transcript is spliced from 11 exons. The record is from RefSeq and is a predicted model, not a curated record. The coding region runs from base 35 to 1474 and encodes 479 amino acids.
CGUGACGUCACUCUGAGCUGACAGGGACGGGAAGAUGGCGUCGGCUGGGGCUCACCUCGGUAGCAUCACCGCGGCUGUGGCUGCUUGUGUCAGUGUACUGGUCGUGCUGAGCGGCGGAGCACGCGGCGAACAGGUGCCGCUGGUUCUGUGGACGAGCGAUGGUGUCUCCCUUCCCACCCAGACUCCGCCGGCAGCGGGUCACAUCGUUGGGCAGCAGCAGCUGGAGUCGUACCUGGAAACGCUUGUGAACACUGGCCCGAGGAACGUGGUUCUGUUCCUGCAGGACAAGAUGAGCAUCGAGGACUUCACCAUGUAUGGAGGAGCCUUUGGAAACAAGCAGGACAGUGUUUUUCCCAACCUUGAGGCGGCUCUGACGUCCUCGUCUUCGUCCUUGGUCCUCCCGGCCGUUUCAUGGCCUGCCUCCAACGCAGUGAUUGGCCACUUGCAGGAGCAGUUGGAAACCUCACCACUGUACAUGGACCCGGAGACCCUGAGCCAGCUGAGACUCAACGCUUCCUCACCUGCUCUGCUGGUCUUCAGGCUGCCCUAUGGCACUGGGGCUGAUCUGAUGUCUGCCAAGGAAAUUCUCAGUGGAAAUGAUGAGGUCAUCGGUCAGGUGUUGAGUGUCAUGAAAACCCAGUCGGUUCCGUAUGCAGCCAUUUACACAGCUCUGCAGCCCUCAAGGGAAGCGACUCCUCUGUCCAUGGAGGCAGGUCUGGGCGGAGGACGCUCUCUUCUACAGGCCAGAGGUGGAUACAGGGACAAGCAGCGCAGAAUCAAGGAGAGGCCUGGAGACUAUGCGCCUGUGGAGUUUGAGGAGGGGGGGAGUACCUGCAUCCUCCUGUGGGCCAAGGCUCUGUCAGUGAGCAUCCUACGGAGCGGCCGCUGGGAGGACUACGACCUCACCAAGCUCACCUUUGGAGAGGAGGUCAAACCAAAGCUCCAUGGCUCAAGUUGCAACAAGACCAAAGCAAAGUUGGUUCUAAAUUAUGAGAACGUCCUCGGCCACCGCAGCUUCAAAGUGAUCUUCGCAAUGAGCCAGCGUUACUACAAAGUGUCCGCCCGCCGCUGGUUCACACUCGACACUGUGGAGCUGCAGUAUGACGGCACCAAGGCCACUUUCAAUGGGAGCAGGAGCAUCUACGCCCCCAGCGAGUUCUCGUACCGCUGCGAGUCCGUCACCAGCUUCCGAUGGCCGCUGCUCGUCCCACACUCCUCCCAAGAUCCGGCCAAUCAGUGGAAGGUCUCCUUCGAAGACUUCCAGAUCCAGGGCUUCAACGUGAGUGGCAGUGACUUUUCCUAUGCCAGUGACUGCGCCGGCUUCUUCUCCCCUGGCAUCUGGAUGGGUCUGAUGACCAGUCUUCUCAUGGUCCUAGUUCUCACAUACGGCCUACACAUGAUCAUGCGGCUCCACACUAUGGACCGUUUUGAUGAUCCCAAGGGUCCGGCCAUUGCUGUGCCUCAAACUGAGUAACUCCACGAUGUGUCCAUCUCCUCUCCUUUCUCUCCCUGACAUCUCGUUUCACUGCACUGCUUCCUUUCAUUCCAGUCCCCAGUCGUUUGUAGUUUACCGAAUAAUUAGCCGUGCUGUUUGUAAUGUGCAGCCUCAGUAUAUUUGAGUCACACUUGUAAUGAGUUUCCAGCUGUGAUGGCAAGUGAAAAAUCAGUUCACAAUCAGGUUGUGGUUCAGUCUAAACAUAUAGUUUUAACCAGAACAUACAGUCGACUGUAGCUUCUGGUUUAUAGUAUAAACCCAAGUCAUUUGUUUGUAUCCCAUGAACAGCGACAGCAGGAAUCUAGUGUGAGCAGUGAUGAGCCCUUUAGAUCAGGCUGUGGACAACAGACAUCCCAAAGCUUCUGUUCAGGGCCGAUUCUUUGACCAACUUGAUGUCUUGUUAUCACCUUUUGGGUUUUUCAAACAUGACCGUGGUUCCACUGAUGCUGAUCCAUGAGGCCCAGGCUGGGAUUUAUAUAUGAUGUACGGCAGCAGAACAUAAAGAAAUAGAAAUGUUAUUUAUUGGUGAACCUACUGUAGUUUGUGUGUAAAUACGAAUAUAGUUGUUGAAUGAAGAACUCACUUGAAGUGUUUUGUUUCAUGGUUGAAUUUUUCGUUUUUAAUGUUUUUCAGUUUACUUAAAUGUGAUUUUUAUUUCCCAGUUUUGGUGGCUCAGCUGAGUGUUUAUUUUAUUUAUUUGGAUGGUUCAUUGUAACUAUCAGUGGUGUGUUGUUCUAUGUUGUGCUGCUGCUGUGAAUGCAAUAAAAUCUGUGAAGUCCA